UAGAGCUAUAAAACAGAUAUAAUAAUUACCACAUCAUCGCCAAAUCGCGCUCGACUUUAAACUCUUGUCAAGAUGUCGGGGGAUAACAUUGGACCUAUUCUACCACCUUCAUUUAGCAGGCCUAGUACUUGUAAUGAUUCAGAUGGCUCUACAUCAGACACUGAGGCAACAAUAGGGCCAGCUUUACCACCUAAUUUCCGUAGUAACAAAGCAAAAAAUACAAGUUAUAUUGGACCAGUCUUGCCACAGUCAACUAGUAAUGUUACACAGAAUCGAAAUGACUUAGGAGUGAGUGUUGUUGACCCCAUUAAUGAAAUCAGCUCAUCCUGUACAACCAAUAGGACAUUGUCACCUGGUAGUUCUUGUGCAAAGACGGAGCCCUGUAGUUUUGUGUCGUCUAGUCAGGGUGACAUGUGCUAUGGUCCUGCACUUCCGCCUGGAUUCAAGCAAAGUGUUGAAGUGGGGGAACCAAUUGAAGAAGAUGAUGAUACUGAUGAUGAUAUGAUUGGCCCUAUGCCUGCAACUGGCAACGAAGUUAGCAGCAGUAGCGUUGCCAGCGAAUUUGAAGCUCGAGCAGAGGCCAUGAAGAAUAGGUUGACUGGAAAAUCAGAAGAGAAGGUUGAGAGAGAAACAUGGAUGAUGGAGCUACCAGACUAUGGAAAAAACUUUGGUCUGGGGCCCCGAACAUUCCGAAAGAAUGCAGCGCCUUCUAAGCAAGACAGAUCAGGAUGGACAGAAACACCUGCAGAUCGAGAAAAGAGAAUAAAAGACCUCCAAGAAAAAGCAAUGUCUGCAGACUCAACAUCAAAACACAAGAAAAAUGAUAGGGAAGAAAAAUCAAAAAGAGAUCAGGAAAUUGAAGAAAGGAUUUCAACUUUUAACCAAAACACCAGAGGCACGUCGCUGGUUGAUAUGCACCAAAAAGAACUUAAACGAAAAAUGCAAGAAGACGACAAUGAACCGCAAGAACGUCGGCCAUUCGAUCGUGAAGUGGAUCUACAAGUCAAUCGUUUUGAUGAUGCCAAGAAAAAGCGUCUUCUCAAGGAAUCUGCAAAGCUGAACGACAAAUUUUCACAUGGAUCCGAUAGAGUCUACCUUUAAGGUUUUUAAGUCGGUACUUGAGAUGACUGCACAGCAUGGUGCUUGAGACACACCACGCUUAAUCUGAGUACUCACUGUGCGCGAUGGCAACGGACCGCUUUUUAAAUGAGGAUCCGUUCAGACUGCCACUGACAGCAGACAGCGUUACGUCAUCUACCGCUUGCCGGAAGCAGAGGCGGAUUUGUUGUGCGACAGUCGUAUGAUGCAUUGAGUGCCCAGCUUAAGUGGUUCUCAACAGAAAGCAGCAUGUGUUUUUUCGGGGUAGUAAUCAAUAAACAUUCAGUAAAUUUUAUCAUAGAACCUCACCAAAUUUAAUGUUAGAUACAAAUUUAAUGUUAGAUACAAAUUUACAAAGAUGACUAUCACUUUGAAACUAAGAGAAGACAGAGUGGGGCAUUUUAGCCCUACUAGCAAAUUAAAGCAUGCUGUACUAAUGGUCUUGCUGCAGCUUUAAAGGACUGUGUUAUGUGAACCUAAAGUGAUCUGCGAGUUAAGUGAGCAGCCUUAGGUUGGGGGCCAGGGGGAGCCACCCAGGGCCCCGGCGGGGUCCUGGUGGGGGUGCAAGGAGGCGAAGCCCCCUUUGAAGCCCAGCACAUUUGAGGAAUAUGAGGUUGUAUUGAGUCGAUUUUGACUAUCUAGCAUGGUAGUUUUCAGUAACAAAUAAAUAAAAAAAAUAAUAGGUGUAUGUCUUUUAAAAGGGUACCUGCAAAAUGCAACUAUGACAUGUGUCAUUAAAUUAGUAAUAAUUCAUCUACUCACAACAUAAUCUUUGACAACAUAAAUGUAUACCAUUUCAAAAGAGAAAUUUCACUUCUAGAAAACAUGAUGAAGUUUCUCAUCAACAUUGAACAUAAAAAUCACAAAAUCAGCAAAAAGGAAAACUAAUAUCCAAAAACCUUUAAAAAAGUCGUCAAACAACAAAUUUGAGAUUCUUAGGCAAUUUCAGGGGAUAAAAAGGGCAUUUAUAAAGGGGUGGGAAAGAUUUUCCAAAGAUAGAUAUUUUCCCCUUGUUCCCCGGUGGUUAGCCUACGCGAUCAAAGGAGUUAAGUGUAGAGUCUGUUGUGAGUCUGGUCAUUAUAAUAUCUUCCUUUUUAUUCUUGUCUUUAUUUUUCUCUCCUCUUUUUCUUUUCCUUUUUCCUUUCCUUUUCUCUUCCUCUUCUUUCUCUUUCCCUCCCUCUCCCCUCUUUCUUUUCUCUUAUUACACAGCCCGAUACGACGGCUAGUUCAGCCUGGUAAAAACUGUCAGGGGGAAGUUUGCCCCCCCCCCCGCGCCUGUUACGCCACUGUUUCAUGUCAAUUAGAGACAACAGGAUUAUACAAAUUCAUACAGUAUAUCUUUUAAAUUACACAAUAUGAUUAAACCAGGUACUGUACUUGAAAACAAUAAGGAAGCAAAACUUGCAUGUCAAGAGUGUCAAAUGUUGUCUACACAAAAACUGUACUUUAUUAAAAGAGUAAAGUCUACUAAAGGGGUGUCGUCAAUGGAGAUAUGCACACAUAUCAGUGUACUGUGGUCAUACCUGCUGACCUCGAUAGAGAGUGAUUGAUUGCACAAAGGUUUCCAUGCUGGUGCAUCUAUCUUUGUAGCUAUGCAUUGUGCGAUAUGGAUCAACCUUUCAAUGGAAUUGUGUAUCCAUUCAAUGAUACAGUAUAA
Anneissia japonica is the source of this 2755-nucleotide messenger RNA. RefSeq names its product GPALPP motifs-containing protein 1-like. The transcript is spliced from 5 exons. Bases 73 to 1101 code for a protein of 342 amino acids. NCBI's taxonomy places the organism in Eukaryota, Metazoa, Echinodermata, Crinoidea, Comatulida, Comatulidae. The record is from RefSeq and is a predicted model, not a curated record.